Molecule: messenger RNA, 1980 nt
Organism: Xyrauchen texanus (razorback sucker)
Lineage: Eukaryota; Metazoa; Chordata; Actinopteri; Cypriniformes; Catostomidae
Product: transcription factor Jun-like
Exons: 1
Coding region: 307-1272 (321 amino acids)
Biological process (GO): regulation of transcription by RNA polymerase II; regulation of cell population proliferation; regulation of cell cycle
Cellular component (GO): transcription regulator complex
Molecular function (GO): RNA polymerase II cis-regulatory region sequence-specific DNA binding; transcription factor binding; DNA-binding transcription factor activity, RNA polymerase II-specific
Source: RefSeq, a predicted model, not a curated record
GCCUCCACGCUGGAGAAGCCCAGAGUAUACAGAUCUCGCCACAGAGGAACAUAAAGGCUCAAGCCUGGUAGAGAUAUAUAUAUAUAUACAUAUAUAUGUAUAUUUAUAUAUAAAAAGCACAACUUACCGGCUCUGUUUAUCUACUGACAUCUUUAAACAGCACAGCGACGGCAGUGGAAGAGCUUUGUAUCGAGCUUCGGACACUGGCAAUAACUUUACGCAGUAAGUUUCUCACGGGACGGGGAGUUUGCGAACUUCUCGCGCAACAGAGAUAUAGAGCGACUGAAACGUUUCGUUUUCCUUUCUAUGUCUACCAAGAUGGAAACUACUUUCUAUGAUGACUCUCUAAACAGCGCUUUCGCUCAGCAUGACGGCGCUACUUUUGGAUACAACCACAAAGCUCUGAAACACAACAUGACGCUGAAUCUGACCAACCCAGCCGGCAACCUGAAGCCCCACCUGAGGGCCAAAGCCAGCGACAUCCUCACCUCUCCGGACGUGGGACUGCUCAAGCUGGCUUCGCCGGAGCUGGAGAGGCUCAUUAUCCAGUCCAGUAACGGGCUGAUCACCACAACGCCGACUCCGACUCAGUUUCUGUGUCCCAAGAACGUGACAGACGAGCAGGAGGGCUUCGCGGAGGGCUUUGUGAGGGCACUGGCCGAACUGCAUCACCAACACAUGCCAAACGUCACCUCUGCCCCCCAAACGACCAUCAACAACAGCAUGGCACCCGUCUCAUCCCUGGCAGGUGGCGCGGUGUACAGCACAGCCGUGCGCUCCGAUCCGCCGGUGUAUGCAGAUCUGAACACUUUCAAUCCCGCCAUCAGCAGCGCGCCGCCGGCGGCUCCGAGUUUCAGCGCAGCCAACCCCGCCAUGAGCUACACAACCGCGCCGCCACAGCACCCCCUGAGCACGCAACUGCCCGUCCAGCACCCGAGACUCCAGGCGCUGAAAGAGGAGCCCCAGACCGUGCCUGAGAUGCCCGGCGAGACUCCCCCACUCUCUCCCAUUGACAUGGAGAAUCAGGAGCGGAUUAAAGCCGAGAGAAAGCGCAUGAGGAACCGGAUCGCCGCCUCCAAAUGCCGGAAGAGGAAACUUGAAAGGAUCUCCCGGCUGGAGGACAAAGUCAAGAACCUGAAGUCGCAGAACUCGGACCUGGCGUCCACCGCCAACAUGCUGCGCGAACAAGUGGCACAGCUCAAGCAGAAAGUCAUGAACCACGUCAACAGCGGCUGCCAACUGAUGUUGACGCAACAGCUGCAGACCUUCUGAGGAGAACGACGGGACAUUUGAGUUCACUUAAAUAGACGCAAAGGACAAAGUUCACGGGCUAAAUGUCUGCGAGCCGGCCGGGUCAAACAUGACUGCUGGCAAAAGCCCACUGGGACCGUCCGGGACUGACUGGCCGAGUGCUUUGCGCUCUGGCGUGUAAAAGGAUGUUCUGACUGGACUUUUGAGGAGUUCAAAACUUCACAAACUCGGGGCAAUAGCGACAGAGAUCUUGAGAGACUCACUCUGUUACAUUAGAAAAGAGAAUUCGACCAGGUUGUGCAUGGACCUAUAACCUUAAAAGGAGCUCUCAGUAUUAUAGGACAAAAACGAGGGGGACACGACUACAGUAAAAUAUAAAUGUCUGGCGCACCAAGCAGGAAGUCGUGUCCUCUAAACUUUUGAUAAAAGCUGCCUGACUUCUGAAUUGCAUAAUACUUUUUUGUUCUUAAACUGAAUGGAACUGACUUUGUCUUUCAGUUAGUCAAACUUCAGCAGUUUCUUUUUCUGAAAAGUUCAUUAAUGAGGUUUCACUCAUUGUUAUUUGUACAUAAGAUCAACCGGGAGUACUUAAGUUUACCAUUUGUAUGUAAAGUACAAUGUCAUUUUUUAUGAUGGUUUUCUGUGCACUUCAGAAACGAAUCAAUAUUUAUGAACUGUAAUAAAGUAUGUGAAGCGAAAACAAUGUCCCUGUGUUCUUGAUGGUGUGUG